GGGAAAAAGAGUGAAAAGUGAAAAGUAGUGAGGAAAAAAGGACACGGUCUUAUCACAACCUCCUUUCGUCGUCGACGUCGUUUCUCGUCUGUCUCUCUCUUUUCCCGGAAAAACUGUGGAGAAUUUUCAGAAAUUUGUUUUAAACAAAAAUUUGUAUUUUUUUCUUUUCCUCGUCUCUCUCACUUUCUUCUUCCCCAUUUCAAUUGCAUUUAAGUUUUGCCCAGAUCCCUAGCUUUCUUACACAUAUCCCUAUCCGUUAAUUUUUCUAGACAUCGAAAUUAAUUGCAACAAGACGAAUUCUUUUUUUUUUUAAUCUAUUUAACUGAAGCCCCUAAAUUCUUUUUAUUUUAUUUAUGUCUCUCUCCUCUGAUUCCUGUCUGCUACGGUCACGUUUAAAGAAAUCAGCAAACCAUGGAUUCUUCUGUCUCUCUCUCUGUCACUCUCUCGCAUGCACGAGAGCUCUCUUGUACGUUUGAUCUUUUGUUUUUUUCCUCCCAUUUUCAUACUCUGACAACGACAAAUUACUAAGCUUUGGAUUCUUCAAAUUUUUCAAAACUCUGUUUUCUGGAAAUUUAUCCUCUCUCUCGCUGUUUUUCCGAUUUGAAAACCCAGAUUUCGGAUUUGUGGAGGAAUUGUUUACUUUUUCUCUCCCGAACAAGCGACGGACGGAGGAAAGAGAUGGUUUUUCCGUUGUCCGUACAGGAAGAAGCAUGAGACUUGAAACCGCGUUUGGAGUUGUGGAGACGACGAAGCAUUGUUAUCUUCUUAGAUGGGUUGCGGAGGAUCCAAGGUAGAUGAUCAACCGCUUGUGAUUCUCUGCAGAGAGAGGAAAGAACUGAUCAAAGCGGCGUCGCAUCAUCGCUGCGCUUUAGCCGCUGCUCAUCUCGCUUACUUUCAGUCCCUCUGCGACGUCGGCGAUUCCAUUAAGCGUUUCGUCGACGAGGAACUAGUCGUCGCCGGCUCCUCUUCCUCGCCUGACUCGCCCGUUCUUACGCUUCCGUCCGACGAAGGGAAGCCUCAUAAACGCAAGAUCUCGUCUUCUUCAACCUCUAUCUCGCAUUCUGCCGUUGAGGAAGAACAAGUAGAAGAAGAGGAUUCGCAUUCGCAUUUGCAUUUAUCAUCUGGAUCCGAGUUCGAUUCGGGAUCGGAAUCUGGAUCUGGCGAGCCUCUAGGUCAUAUCCACAUUGAAACCAGCCCUAAAGUGGAAAAGGAGGAAGUACCAUUACCGGAAACUUUCCCACGCGGUUAUCCACCCGGUUACCCGCCAACUUAUCCGACUGGUUUUGCACCGGGAUAUCAACCGGGAUAUCCACCGGGUUACUCGGGUGGGUAUCAGUAUCCGGCUGAAGGAUGGGGAUUUAUGGGAGAGAACCCGAAUCAAAACCCGAACCCGUAUCCGGGAAUGUAUUUCAUGAAGAAGUCCGCGCCACCAUCUCGACCGGUAGUAUUUCAACCGGAGAAUCAUCGAGUGGAGGACGGGCAAUGGCAGCCGGAGAAUGGAUCGGGAUACUCCAAUUAUUUUCCCGGAAACGCUAAUACUGGGUAUUUCGGAUACCCGGAACAACGCAGAGCACCACCUUCUCCGGCGAGGCCGCCUCCGUCUCCGCCUACGGUUUCCACUUGGGAUUUUUUGAAUGUUUUCGAUACUUACGAUUACAAUAGAGCCGGUGCCGGUGCUGGGUACACUACGGUCACUGGCGGAGCUAGGUCGAGUUCAAGCAGUCCUGACUCGAGGGAAGUGAGAGAAGCGGAAGGGAUUCCUGAAUUGGAAGAUGAAACAGAGCAGGAAGUGAUUGGGCAGGCAUUCAAACAUACGAAGAGGAAAGGCACUGAGAAGGAUAAAGAACACGUACAGGAGAACGAGCCCGGAAACUGGUCCCAACGAGAUGAGAUUGACGAGAGAAAAAUCAAGAAAAGAGGAGAUUCAGGUGAAGGAACAUCAAGGGCAGUGCCUGUGGCAGAGAGCUCAUUCGGUUCGAAGACAGUGUCAUCGUUUACGAGCAGCGAAGAAGGAUCCGAGUUUCACCAUGUUGAUGACGGAGAAGAAAAGAGUAGCAGCGGCAACGAUGUAAGUGGGCAUGAGACUGUUGCUGGGAAGAGCGUUGGAGAAGUAGAAGAAGAGUGCGUGAGGAAGAAAGGAGUGAGCUUUGAGUUGGAGGAAAACAUGGCGGCUUCUUUUGAUGUUGAGUCUUCCAAGAUAAGUAGCUUGUCUGCACUGUCGGUUCAUGCCACUAGAGAUCUCAGAGAAGUUGUGAAGGAGAUCAAGAGUGAGUUUGAGGUUGCUUCUUCACAUGGGAAGGAAGUGGCUGUGUUGCUUGAGGUCAGCAAGUUGCCAUAUCAGCAGAAAAGCUCUGGGCUCAAAGUUAUCUUUUCCCGGAUCAUGUAUCUGGUAGCACCAUCAACAGCGUCAUCACGCUCUCAGCCUCAACCGUCAAUACGAUUAACAUCUAGGAUACUGAAGAUUGCAAAAACAUACAAUGGUCAGGAUAUUAGAGAAGGCUUUAGUGGAAACCUCUCGUCGACUUUGGAGAAACUCUAUGCUUGGGAAAAGAAACUGUACAAGGAAGUCAAGGAUGAAGAGAAGCUUCGAGUUAUCUAUGAAGAAAAGUGCAGAACACUGAAAAAACUGGAUAGUCUUGGUGCAGAAUCUAGCAAGAUUGAUACUACUCGAGCAUCCAUUAGGAAGCUGCUGACCAAACUCGACGUCUGUAUAAGAUCAGUUGAUUCCAUUUCCAGCAGAAUACAUAAACUGAGAGACGAAGAACUGCAGCCGCAGCUCACUCAGUUGAUUCACGGGUUGAUAAGAAUGUGGAGAUCGAUGCUUAAGUGCCACCAGAAGCAGUUCCAGGCGAUCAUGGAGAGCAAGGUUCGAUCUCUCAGGGCAAACACAGGCUUACAAAAAGACUCCGGUCUGAAAGCGAUCCUCGAUCUGGAGAUGGAGCUGCGAGAAUGGUGUAUCAGCUUCAACGAUUGGGUCAAUACUCAGAAACUAUAUGUUGAGUCUCUAAAUGGAUGGCUCUCAAGAUGUCUUCACUAUGAACCUGAAUCAACAGAGGACGGGAUCGCACCUUUCUCUCCUAGCCGUGUCGGAGCUCCACAGGUUUUCGUUAUAUGCAAAGAUUGGCAAGAAGCGAUGGCGAGAAUCUCCGGAGAGAACGUCACAAAUGCGAUGCAAGGUUUCGCCUCGAGUCUGCAUGAGCUGUGGGAGAGACAAGACGAGGAGCAAAGGCAGAGAGUCAAAGCAGAGUAUGUCUCACAUGAUUUUGAGAAACGGUUGAAUGAUCUCCGGAUGGAGAGGGCGAGAGCGAGAAUGAGAAACGAGCAGCUACAAGACGGUGCGUCGGAGAAAAGCGUGGUCUUGUCCGAGAGCGGGAUCUCGGCGUUGGAUGACUUGAAGGUGGAUUUGGAUUCGAUGAGGAAGAAGCUAGAAGAAGAGAGAGCAAGGCACAAGGAAACCAUUAAACUUGUGAACAGUGCAGCCUCAAGCAGCUUACAAGCUGGUUUAGUGCCAAUCUUUGAGGCCUUGGGAAAUUUCACUUCACAAGUUGUGAAAGCUCAUGAACAUGUUAGGUUUCAACAACAGCAGCCUCAGUGUGAGGAGGGUUGAUUUUGCACGAAUUGAAAAUUUUGGUAAUCAAAUUAGAUUCGGUUUAGGAAAAUUGUUGUACAUAUUUUAAAUUUCAUAUAUAUUCAUUGAUUUGUUGGUUAUUAGUCUUAUAUAUAUAUCUUUUAAGGUCUCAAUC
Thlaspi arvense is the source of this 3743-nucleotide messenger RNA. NCBI's taxonomy places the organism in Eukaryota, Viridiplantae, Streptophyta, Magnoliopsida, Brassicales, Brassicaceae. The record is from the annotation of a GenBank genome assembly.